This is a messenger RNA of Hevea brasiliensis (rubber tree), 2862 nucleotides long. Its product is annotated as chloride channel protein CLC-c. Gene Ontology annotation, cellular component: plant-type vacuole membrane; intracellular membrane-bounded organelle. The transcript has 7 exons. Lineage: Eukaryota; Viridiplantae; Streptophyta; Magnoliopsida; Malpighiales; Euphorbiaceae. Gene Ontology annotation, molecular function: voltage-gated chloride channel activity. Gene Ontology annotation, biological process: transmembrane transport; chloride transport. The record is from RefSeq and is a predicted model, not a curated record. Bases 339 to 2669 code for a protein of 776 amino acids.
GUGCAAGCAUAAAAAGAAACGAAAAGAAAAGAAAACAAAAGAAACUAAAAGAAAAGACAAGGACAGAGAGACAUUCAAAUUUAUCAGUUGAGAUUUCUUUUUGUUGUUCAGUUCAUUUCACAGCAUUUCUGUAGGAGAAGAUUUCUUUCCUUAGUUUCCUAUAUAUCUGUAGGAGAUUAAAGAGGAUUUUUCUUUGCAUAAUUGCAUAUAUAUAUAUAUAUAUAUAGAUUACAGAAAGAGAAAGAAGAAGAUUUUUGGAGACAGAGAGAGAGAGAGAGAGAGAGAGAGUUUUGGGAAGAUUUUAUAGAUAUGUAAGUAUUUAAAAUAGAGAGAGAGAUAUGGAUCGGGGAAGAGAGGUGAAGAUGGAUCAUUCAAGAGAGGGAAGUGAUAUAGAGAUAGAGGGAUCAUUUGGAGGAAAUACAGAGGACAAGGAAUUCAGUUCAUUGAGAGAGCCACUCCUCAGGAACAGGAAAAACAAUACUUCCCAGAUUGCCAUUGUUGGUGCCAAUGUUUGCCCCAUUGAGAGUCUGGAUUAUGAGAUUGUGGAGAAUGAACUUUUCAAACAAGACUGGAGGUCUAGAAAGAAGGUUGAGAUAUGUCAAUACAUUUUUCUCAAGUGGACAUUUGCACUUCUUAUUGGGUUGGGUACAGGACUUGUUGGCUUUUUCAAUAACCUUGCUGUUGAGAACAUAGCUGGUUUCAAACUUCUGUUGACUAACAGUCUCAUGCUUAAGGACAAGUAUUAUCUGGCAUUUGCUUUAUACGCUGGUUGUAACCUGAUUCUGGCCAUUGCUGCUGCUGUCCUCUGUGCUUAUGUUGCUCCUGCAGCAGCAGGCUCAGGCAUUCCAGAGGUUAAAGCAUACCUGAAUGGUGUAGAUGCUCCAUCUAUUCUGGCUCCUACUACUCUUUUUGUAAAGAUUUUUGGAUCCAUUUUUGGAGUUGCUGCCGGAUUUGUUGUUGGUAAGGAAGGACCUAUGGUGCACACUGGUGCUUGCAUUGCCUCCUUGCUUGGACAGGGUGGUUCUCGUAAGUACCAUUUAACUUGGAAGUGGCUGAGAUAUUUCAAAAAUGACCGGGACCGUAGAGACUUGGUUACUUGUGGUGCUGCUGCUGGUGUGGCAGCUGCUUUUCGUGCUCCUGUUGGUGGUGUUCUUUUUGCCCUUGAAGAAGCUGCUUCAUGGUGGAGAAGUGCUCUUCUUUGGAGGACUUUCUUUACAACUGCUGUUGUUGCAGUGGUGUUGAGAGGCUUCAUAGAAUUUUGCCGGACUGGAGAAUGCGGAUUAUUUGGGCAAGGAGGUCUGAUUAUGUUUGAUGUAAGUUCAGCAAAAGCCACUUACAACACAGCUGAUCUUCUGGCAGUUGUAUUCCUUGGAGUGUUGGGGGGAAUUUUGGGAAGCUUUUACAAUUACUGCAUUGACAAGGUCCUCCGCACUUAUAGCAUCAUCAAUGAGAGGGGUCCUUCGUUCAAGAUCCUGCUUGUGAUCAUCAUUUCCUUUUUGACCUCAUGUUGCUCUUAUGGCCUCCCAUGGCUCGCACCAUGCAUUCCCUGUCCCACUCACCUGUCAGAGAUAUGCCCCACUGAAGGUCGUUCUGGAAACUACAAGAAUUUCCAGUGUCCACCAAACUACUACAAUGACCUUGCUUCCCUUUUUUUCAACACCAAUGACGAUGCGAUACGCAAUUUGUUAACAUCAAGCACUGAAAAGAAAUUUAAGCUCGCACCCCUUCUGGUUUUCUUUGUUGCUACUUAUGGCCUUGGCAUAAUUACUUAUGGCAUUGCUAUUCCUUCUGGACUUUUCAUCCCUGUCAUUCUUGCUGGGGCCUCUUAUGGUCGCCUCGUUGGAAACCUGCUUGGUCCCCUCUCAAGUCUUGAUGUUGCUCUUUUUGCCUUGCUUGGAGCUGCCUCUUUCCUUGGGGGCACCAUGAGGAUGACAGUUUCUCUCUGUGUCAUACUUCUUGAACUCACUAAUGAUCUGUUGAUGCUUCCAUUGAUGAUGCUCGUUCUCCUCAUUUCAAAAACUGUAGCAGACUGUUUCAACAGGGGUGUUUAUGAUCAAAUAGUGAAGCUGAAAGGAUUACCUUACAUGGAAGCUCAUGCAGAACCAUAUAUGAGGAAUUUAGUUGCAAGUGAUGUUGUAUCUGGCCCGUUAAUUGCAUUUUCUGGGGUAGAAAGGGUAGGGAACAUAUUACAUGCUUUGAAAAUAACAGGCCACAAUGGAUUCCCUGUGAUUGAUGAGCCACCUUUCACAGAAGCUCCAGAGCUAUGUGGACUUGUUCUAAGGUCUCACCUGCUUGUGUUGCUCAAGGAAAAGAAGUUUACCAAGGAGAGGGGGAUGACAGGAUCAGGCAUUUUGAGUAUGUUUAAAGCACAUGAUUUUGCAAAGGCAGGUUCAGGCAAGGGGGUCAAGCUCGAGGAUUUGGAAUUUUCAGAGGAGGAUAUGGAGAUGUAUGUGGAUCUCCAUCCCAUUACUAAUACAUCUCCGUACACUGUGGUUGAAACCAUGUCUCUAGCUAAAGCUGCUGUUCUCUUCCGGGAGCUUGGCCUGAGACACUUGUGUGUGGUACCUAAGACACCAGGGAGGCCUCCAAUUGUUGGAAUCCUUACCAGGCAUGAUUUCGUGCCAGAGCACAUAUUAGGCCUCUACCCGCAUAUGAAACCCCACAAGUAAAGAAAGCAAAGAGUAAUUAGAUCAAUUGCUGCCUUCUCCAUUAUUUGUUAUUGUGCCAUUAUCAAAAUGCUAUUUACUUUGUCGUUGCCCAUUUCAAAUUCUGGAGUUCUUUUGGAUGCACCAUAAUGUAUUUGCUGCAUAUUAGUUAGUCAAAUUUUAUUCCUUCGCAAAAACUGUGUAUUUAUAUCAUCAA